This is a messenger RNA of Octopus bimaculoides (California two-spot octopus), 2775 nucleotides long. Its product is annotated as deoxynucleoside triphosphate triphosphohydrolase SAMHD1. Gene Ontology annotation, biological process: regulation of innate immune response; defense response to virus; dGTP catabolic process. NCBI's taxonomy places the organism in Eukaryota, Metazoa, Mollusca, Cephalopoda, Octopoda, Octopodidae. The record is from RefSeq and is a predicted model, not a curated record. Gene Ontology annotation, cellular component: nucleus. Gene Ontology annotation, molecular function: dGTPase activity.
GUGAGUGGAUUUCGUUCACAGAAACUGAAAGCAGACUGUUGUAUAUAUAUGUGUGUGUUUGUACCCCUACCAUCGCUUGACAACCGAUGUUCUAGCAUGGCCGCAAUCACAUGACCAAAACAAAUAAAACAAUAAAAAAAACUAUAGCAUUUUAAUCCCGAGCAACGCCGGGCAUCUCUGCUAGUAUAUGUAUUCCUGUAUAGGAUUCACACUUGGUUGGUUGGCAAUUAUAAAUAUAUACUAUUUAGUAGGUGAGGGGUGUUUUAAUCAGUUAAAUCGACCCUUGUAUAUGACUGGUACUUAAUGGUAUCGACCCCAGAAGCAUGAAAGGGAAACGUGACACUAGGAGGCCGUGAAAUCACAACCAAGGCGGCCGUAACUAAAUACUAUAAGGUAUUUCGUCUGACGUACCAAGCAAUUCUAUUUCUUUGUUGAAAUAUUUCGUUUCCUACUUCCAGUCACUUUCAGUUUAAGCGGAAAUUUUGUUCUGCUAAAUAUAGAAGUUUUCCAUUUUUCCCUCUUUUUUUUUAUUGUAUAUAAUUAUACAAUAGGCCACGUCCUUCGUAAACAAUAAAAGGGCGAGACAAGGACGGAGCCUUCGAUCUGAUUAAAAAUAGAAGCUAAAUUGGCAUAACUACAGGGUUUUACCCCCCAGACUUUGGGGGGUAAAACCCUGUAGUUAUGCCGCUAAAUUUCCUUUAGAUCUUACCUUACCUUCUAAAAACAAAAUAAAAAAAAAUACUUAGGUAUUGUUGUUGUAGGUUCUUUGCACUGACGAGAUGGUCACGGCUGGAAAAACUUUGACUUUAAUCAAACAUCUCCUCUGUCAGGAAUAAUCUGGAGUUAAACAACAAUAGCAAUAACAGGAACAAUAAUAUAUCGUCGGCAUCUCUGUAGUUAUGCCAUAUCGUCUACCUUACAUUAAUAAACUAACAUCUUCACAAACUAUUUACCUUUCAUUGUAUGUAAUUUAAUUAAUGUAUAAACUAAUGUUAAUUAAUUAAUUUUUAAUUUCUAAAGCAAUUUAAUUAACUCUACUAAUUAAUUUAUAUUUUAAUAUGAAGUAGUGUGAACCGCACUGAACCAUGUUCGACUAAUUAUAAGGUGGUUGUUUUAUAACCAAUUAACUAAUUAAAUUGAACACCGUUGUUUUAAAGGGACAUUUGCAGUGAUGGGUGUUUACAUUGUUCUCCACGAUCCAAUUCAUGGUUCUGUUGAAUUACAUCCAGUUUGUGUGACAAUUAUUGAUACUGUUCAAUUCCAGAGACUUCGUAAUAUCAAACAGUUGGGAUUAUGUUAUUACGUUUAUCCCGGAGCCUCGCACAAUCGCUUCGAACACAGCAUUGGAACUUGUCAUCUUGCUGGAGAAUUCAUUCGACAUCUAAGAAGGCACCAACCCGAACUGAACAUCACCGACAAAGACGUAUUAUGCGUCGAAAUAGCUGCUUUGUGUCAUGACUUGGGUCACGGACCAUUUUCUCAUUUUUUCGACAAUCUAUUUAUUCCCGAAAUUGAACCUGGUUCUCAAUGGAAACACGAACUCGCCUCCGUUGAAAUGUUCCAACACAUCUUGAAUGAAAACGAAAGCGUUAGAAACGAUUUCCGCAAAGCAGGUUUGGAUGGCAAAGAUGUAAAUUUUAUUAAAAAUUUAAUGAAUCCUAUUCAGGAAUUCGUUGCCAAUGAAGACCAUACAGGUAGAGGUGUUGAUAAAGCAUAUCUUUACAACAUAGUUGCCAACAAAGAGAACGGCGUAGAUGUUGAUAAAUGGGACUAUUUUGCGAGAGACUGUCAUCAUCUUGGUUUAACAAACCAAAUAGAUCAUAAAAGGAUAAUUAAAUUCGCCCGGGUCCUAACAAUAGACGACAAAAGGACGGAAAUAUGUUUCAGAGAUAAAACUGCACUGAAUUUCUACCACAUGUUCCGCUCCAGAUUUGAACUUCAUUGUCUUGCCUAUAAACACAAAGCUGUUGCUUCCAUGAAUGAAAUGCUGAAAGAUGCUUUCGUUCAGGCAGACAACUACAUCCGACGGCAGGGGAAAUAUUUCUUACUUACUCUUUCUAAAGCCAGACACGAUAUGACAGCCUACACCCAGCUCACAGACGGCGUGUUUGACGAAAUCUUGUAUUCUAACGAAACAAGUUUACAAACGGCAAAAGAGAUUUUAAUCCGAAUACACCAAAGGAAACUUUAUAAAUUUGUGGGUGAGAAAUCUUUCAAUUGUGAAGUUGAUUGUAAAAAGAUUCUGCAUGAAAUCGUGCCAGAUGACCAAGAACUUGUCGAUCAGUUGGUUAUUUAUAAAUUCAAGCUUGAUUAUACGAGCGGAGAUGACGAUCCAGUUCAUAAGAUACAUUUCUAUUCCAAACACUCCGUCAACCAGGUUCUGCCUCAUGUCCAACUGCCUUAUUCUUCUGUCAUUCCGAAAGCUUUUUCAGAAAGACUUAUUUAUAUAUUUUGCAAAAAUGAUGAUUUUCUGGAAAAAGCUAAAUUUCUUUUUAAUUCUUGGUUUGAGAAAACCUGUACAGUUUAAUCUGUUUGGGUGUGGCAGCUUGUUUUAAGUAAUUUGGUUUAUGUUGUAUUUAAUUUUAUGUUUUUGUUUUAAAGGUUGAAAUUUCUAAAUGUUGUCCUUAAAUAUUCUGUGGCAGUAAGUUCUUCAAUUUGUCGAGAUCGUAACAGUUAGAGUCCGAGGCAAAUAGCCUGCAUACACAUAUUUCAAAUAUCUUGAAUAACAAAUUGUCUUAUUUUAGAUAUGAAUAAAAUCUAAUUUAUUUUCACAAA